Symbiodinium sp. CCMP2456 is the source of this 913-nucleotide messenger RNA. NCBI's taxonomy places the organism in Eukaryota, Dinophyceae, Suessiales, Symbiodiniaceae. The record is from the annotation of a GenBank genome assembly.
GUCCUCGAACCCACUGAACACCAAGGGCCUCGUUGUCGGCGACGGGGGACUACUCGAGGUCUACGGCCUGCGCUACUGGCCAACAUGGACGCGGCUGGCAAGCACUGCGAUGCCUGGAGCCACAGAGCUGUCCUUGCAAGACCAGGUAGAUUGGAAGGUGGGUCAAGAGGUGGCGGUCAUCACCACGGCCUGGACGGAUGAACCGGACAACCACCAGAACGAAGUACGAGAGAUCGCCAGCGUCAGCGGCACGCAGAUCACGCUGACUGAGGGUCUGGAGUUCGGCCACUACGGCGGACCAGAGUAUUCUGCAGAGGUGGCACUGCUCUCCAGGACCAUCACCUUCCAAGGCGAUGAAGCGAGUGAGUCGACCCGAUAUGGCGGACACGUGAUGUGUCUCCCUGGAUCUCAGUGUCAUCUGGCUGGAGCCGCGGCCAUCCGCAUGGGCCAGGAGAACGUUAUGGGCAGGUAUCCCUUCCACUUGCACAUGAUGGGUCAGGUGAAUGGGGACUCCUUCUUUGAGGACUGUCUGGUUCGGCGCAGCUACUUCCGUGCCUACACGGUCCAUGGCACCUCGAACUCCCGGGUCUCUCGCAACGUGGCCUACGAUGUCUCCGGCAGCGCCUACUACCUGGAAGACGGUGUCGAAGAGGAUAACUUGUUUGACUACAACCUGGCAGCCUUUGUUCACAUCAUCGACCGCCUCAACGAUUACGAGGCUGGUGGCGGCCAGGAAGGCGUCCGAGUGCAGACGCAGGCAAGCCGCAUCGUACCCACCGAUGCCACGGCUGUGGGGUUCUACUGCACGAAUGCAAAAAAUCGGUGGAUUGGCAACUCUGCGAGUGGCGGCUUCUCGGGUUUCCACUUCCCUCGCGUGGAGUACGCCCUUGGAGACAGCUAUGCCAGCAACCAG